Molecule: messenger RNA, 8310 nt
Organism: Pelobates fuscus (common spadefoot toad)
Lineage: Eukaryota; Metazoa; Chordata; Amphibia; Anura; Pelobatidae
Product: DNA (cytosine-5)-methyltransferase 3A-like
Exons: 23
Coding region: 285-3107 (940 amino acids)
Biological process (GO): negative regulation of DNA-templated transcription
Cellular component (GO): nucleus; cytoplasm
Molecular function (GO): methyltransferase activity
Source: RefSeq, a predicted model, not a curated record
CGGGGGGACACACACAGGACGAGGGGGACCGAGAGCGGGCACAGCCGGGGACAGGACCCCCCCAGCAACCUCCACACACCGGCCGGGGAGAAAGAAAGGAAAAAAGAAAAGGAAAAAUAUCUGAAAAGGAUAAAAAACUGGAUAAAGCUAACAUUUCCUUUGGUGCUUUUUUCUAAAGAAAAUCUCUACAUAAAUCAUUUUUUAAUACUUUAGGAUUUCUACAGAGGGCUUGCUUUUUAACAAGCUGAGUGUGGAAGACUUUGUUUUUACAAAAUUGCUUCCUAAUGAUGCCGUCCAAUGGCAGUGUAAUGCCCACCAGCAGCCCCGCGCCGGAGACAGAGUGCGGCCAGACAUACAAGGGAGAUGAGGCCUCUGAAGAGGAUAGGAACACGGAGGAUAAGCAGGAUGUUGGGGGGUCCGUGAAAAAACUAGGGCGUCCCGGGAGGAAACGCAAACCUUUGCCGGUAGAAAUUGUCAAUGCGCCCAAAGACAUUGCCUCAGUCCCCAAGUGCCACACUGCCCCAACCUCUAGCCCCCCGGAUCUGAUGCCCAAUGGCGGAGUGGAGACGGUCAACAUGCAGUGCAAACCUGAGAGGCCCACCCAGGAUAAAGAUAACAUGGACAGGAAGCCCUCUGAGUACCCUGACGAGGGGCUCAGAGACAUGGUGCUGGAGAACGGGUGCAGUACUCGCAGUGACGGGACGGACACUCAGGAUAUGGAAGAUGGAGAUGUCCUCAUGAUUCCAACUCCCAAGAAACGAGGAAGACGGAGGAUAUCAGACAGCUCAGAGAAAAGUAAAGAAGAUAAGGAAGAUGCUGACUCGGAUUCCCCCAAAUCAGAGGGAUACCGAGGCCGGCUACGUGGAGGGUUGGGCUGGGAGUCCAGUCUACGUCAGAGGCCCAUGCAAAGACUGCCCUUCCAGGCUGGGGACCCCUAUUACAUCAGCAAGAGGAAGCGAGAUGAGUGGCUGGCCAGAUGGAAGCGGGAGGCUGAAAAGAAGCAGCAACUCACCGCCGUGAUAAACGCCAUGGAAGAAACCAUUUCGAGGGAACCUCAGAAGGAAGAGGAGAACAGUCCACCUGCCUCUCAGCAGCCCACAGAUCCUGCCUCACCCACUGUAGCCACCACCCCUGAGCCCGUGGCGGCCGAUGCUGUGAACAAGAGUGCCUCAAAGCAAACAGACGAUGAGGCCGAGUAUGAGGAUGGACGUGGUUUUGGUAUCGGAGAGCUGGUUUGGGGGAAGUUGCGGGGGUUCUCAUGGUGGCCUGGCCGGAUUGUGUCUUGGUGGAUGACUGGGAGGAGUCGGGCAGCAGAGGGCACACGAUGGGUCAUGUGGUUUGGAGAUGGAAAAUUUUCUGUGGUUUGCGUAGAGAAACUGAUGUCACUCAGCUCCUUUGCCAGCACCUUCCACCAGGCAACAUACAGCAAGCAGCCAAUGUACAGAAAAGCCAUCUACGAGGUGCUACAGGUGGCCAGCACCCGAGCUAGAAAGAUUUUCCCAUCCUGCCCUGAGAACGACGAGUCGGACACUUCGAAAGCUGUAGAAAUCCAGAACAAGCAGAUGAUAGAGUGGGCACUCGGAGGUUUCCAACCGUCUGGACCCAAAGGGUUGGAGCCCCCUGAAGAGGAGCGGAACCCGUACAAAGAAGUUUACACGGAAAUGUGGGUGGAGCCUGAAGCUGCUGCAUAUGCUCCUCCUCCUCCUGCCAAGAAACCACGCAAGAGCACAGAGAAACCGAAGGUCAAGGAGGUUAAAGAAAUUAUUGAUGAGCGCACUCGAGAGAGACUGGUCUUUGAAGUGAGACAGAAAUGCAGGAAUAUAGAGGAUAUCUGCAUUUCCUGCGGCAGUUUGAACGUCACCCUGGAACACCCUCUGUUUAUUGGCGGCAUGUGCCAAAACUGCAAGAACUGCUUCCUGGAGUGCGCCUAUCAGUACGACGACGACGGCUACCAGUCUUACUGCACUAUCUGCUGCGGCGGCCGCGAGGUGCUAAUGUGUGGCAAUAAUAACUGCUGCAGGUGCUUCUGUGUGGAGUGCGUCGACUUGUUGGUGGGACCAGGUGCCGCCCAGGCAGCUAUAAAAGAGGACCCUUGGAACUGCUACAUGUGCGGCCACAAGGGGAUUUACGGGCUGUUAAGAAGAAGGGAUGACUGGCCAGCCCGCCUACAGCUCUUCUUCGCCAAUAACCACGACCAAGAAUUUGAACCACCAAAGCUUUAUCCGCCUGUAACAGCUGACAAGCGGAAGCCUAUCCGAGUACUGUCUCUAUUUGAUGGCAUUGCGACAGGUCUAUUGGUGCUAAAGGAUCUCGGGAUCCAGGUAGACCGUUACAUUGCGUCAGAGGUGUGUGAAGACUCCAUCACUGUGGGAAUGGUGCGACAUCAGGGCAAGAUCAUGUAUGUGGGAGAUGUGCGGAACAUCACUCACAGGCAUAUUCAGGAAUGGGGCCCUUUUGACCUAGUGAUUGGGGGGAGCCCCUGUAAUGACCUUUCUAUCGUGAACCCAGCACGGAAAGGACUGUUCGAGGGUACUGGGCGUCUCUUUUUUGAGUUCUACCGUCUACUUCAUGAAGCACGACCGAAGGAAGGGGACCAUCGGCCGUUCUUCUGGUUGUUUGAGAAUGUAGUGGCCAUGGGAGUCAGUGACAAAAGGGAUAUAUCACGUUUUCUGGAGUCAAAUCCAGUGAUGAUUGAUGCCAGAGAGGUGUCGGCGGCACACAGAGCCCGUUACUUUUGGGGUAACCUUCCUGGUAUGAACAGGUGGGCGAGAGCAUGGCCUCUGGUAUCUACAAUAAAUGAUAGACUGGACUUGCAAGACUGUCUGGAGCAUGGCCGGGUAGCGAAGUUCAGCAAGGUCCGCACCAUCACCACUCGAUCUAACUCCAUCAAGCAGGGCAAAGAUCAGCAUUUUCCAGUCUACAUGAAUGAAAAGGAGGACAUCUUGUGGUGCACUGAGAUGGAGAGGGUCUUUGGAUUUCCAGUUCAUUACACGGAUGUUUCCAACAUGAGUCGUUUGGCCAGGCAGAGGCUUUUGGGAAGGUCUUGGAGCGUCCCUGUCAUUCGUCAUCUAUUUGCUCCAUUAAAGGAAUAUUUUGCUUGUGUUUAACCCACAAGGUUCAGGGACCCAAGACCCAUCCCAUCCUUCUAAACACCCUGAGCCUGCCGGAACCUCACAACUCCACUUAUUUCCUCUGACGGAAGAUGGAAAAUAGAGAAAAAACGCAGCUAAAAAUCAAAAUAAUCUCAAAAUCCAUGGUGGACAAGAACCAGCGGUAACCAGGAAUGACGGGGCAUCCGACACACGAGAAGACACUUUUACCUAAUUUUCAUGUUCAAUGUUACACUUUUAUUCUCCUCUACACAGCUACGUUUCUGAUUUGAUUUUUUUAAGUUUUUAUGUGAUAUUUUACAGGGCAAGGGAACAUUUUUACCCCUCCGGCCCUGACUGUCUGCGAGGUCUAUACGGGACGAUUUACACAAUGAGCAGACACUCUGGCUUUUAGAAUUUUUGUCAAUCAUCAUCCACCUUUGUGCUAAAAAUGGUAAAUUGCCCCAAUUUAGGUUUAUAGUGCCUCUGGACUUGAGUUAAACCCUUUCCUGCCUGUCUCCGGUGGGUACCUUUACCUAAAAAUUGGGUAAAGGUACAAAUUGAUUCAAUGCAAGCAAAACGGUAUAAAGAAGAAUAAAUACAACAAAUGGGGCAAAUGUCCAGAUCUCAGAGCACAAGAGAGAACUAUAUGUAUGUGAAAAUAAUAUUUUUCCCCUUAUAUAGUGCCACUUUGGCUCUAUCUACGAGAUCCAUGCCUGCUAACUGGUUCUGUGAGAAAGCGUCUGCGGUCGGGGAAAGCAUCGCAGCCCAUUCACGUCACGGUGGAAACACACUACUUAGUAAGCAUGGCCCUAAAAAGCCUUUUUUUCAGUUCUGCAUUCUGUUACCUGCUUUUAUUCGCCAUUUACAUUCAAUCAUUCAAAAAAAAAAAAAAGAACAUUCUGUAUUGCAAUCAUCGGCAGUAAUUGCAGAGCUGAAGAUAUGAUCGUGCAGGAUUAAUGUUACAGUGUAAGAAAUUUAUUGGCAAAUAACCGUUUUUUAAUUAUGUUUUUCAGUAUUUCAGGGUUGCCUCGAGCAUGAGAGGCCUAGACACGCAGCUGUGAGUUCCGGCAUUGUUUACAGAAACACUGUAUAUGUAAUGACAAGCUGUGUAAUGCUUUAAGGGUGUGCGUACAUUAAGGUACACAGGGAGCGGAUUCUAGAGUAAUCGAGUGUGUACCGCAAGUACUGCACAUUCCAGUGUCUCGUAACGUUUGGCACUAAAACAUUGUUCCAUUUUUAAACGCCAGAGGUCCCAUUUAGAGAGUAUUUACAUUAUUUUUAUUCUUUAAAACAGAUUUUACUGCAUUGUUUUUAAAUUCCUUUACAUCUUAGAUGGCUGUUUUUUUUCUCCCACUUUCCCCGUGCCCUGCGUUUCCAUUGUGACAUUAACAUUUUCACCUUUCCCAUGAAGCUUUGUGUUCCUCCGUAAGAUUGAACUGACUGAAAACCUGCGCCAAAAUGGUGGCACUAUAGCGUCCGAUUUCUAACCAUAAAUCUCAGACUGCUGAAAUGGCUUUCAUUUCUUGCCUAGAGAAACAUCCAUUAUUCUCACCCGCACCUGAACUGAAGCUGCUGCUUGGGAUGGAGCCAGUGCAUAGUACAGGUUAUCUAUUCUAUCUAGAUGUUUCUAUAUAUCUCUACAUGUCUGGCCAAUCCCAUACAUUGCAUGGUAUUUAAUGCCAGUCCCAUACAUUGCAUGGUAUUUAAUGCCAGCCAGUCCCGUACAUUGGUAUGGAAUUUAAUGCCAUUCCCAUACAUUGCAUGGUAUUUAAUGCCAGUCCCAUACAUUGCAUGGUAUUUAAUGCCAGUCCCAUACAUUGCAUGGUAUUUAAUGCCAGCCAGUCCCGUACAUUGGUAUGGAAUUUAAUGCCAUUCCCAUACAUUGCAUGGUAUUUAAUGCCAGUCCCAUACAUUGCAUGGUAUUUAAUGCCAGCCAGUCCCGUACAUUGGUAUGGUAUUUAAUUCCAGCCCCUUACAUUGCAUGGUAUUUAAUGCCAGCCAGUCCCGUACAUUGCAUGGUAUUUAAUGCCAGCCAGUCCCGUACAUUGCAUGGUAUUUAAUGCCAGCCAGUCCCGUACAUUGCAUGGUAUUUAAUGCCAGCCAGUCCCGUUCAUUGCAUGGUAUUUAAUGCCAGCCAGUCCCAUACAUUGCAUGGUAUUUAAUGCCAGCCAGUCCCAUACAUUGCAUGGUAUUUAAUGCCAGCCAGUCCCGUACAUUGCAAGGUAUUUAAUGCCAGUUCCAUACAUUGUUGAAUCUUGAUCAACACGUUUCGUUUGCACGUGAUGUUUGAAAUAAAUCUAUCACGCCAUAAAAUUAUUUACUCUUAAAUUUCGGCCAAUGGUUAGCUGGGGAGCGGGAGAAUAGGAGAGUUUCUAUCAGUAAAUUACCACAGGAGUCCUGGAAAAGACUUAAUAGCGAGUGCAUAAUGGACUCUCUUAAUAUGUGCAAGUACAAGUGGUUCACACUCUCCUACCAUUUACAGCGUAUCUGCCCAGGACGUACGUAUGACUUUGUUGUCUAUGAAUGUACGCACACACUUAUGGGGAUUAUGGAUGUUUGUUGGGGUACUACUUACUACUACUGUAUAACAAUUUCAUAAGGUGCUUACCAGCAGUGGGGUGAUUAAAAACAUCGGGUUCCACGGUGCCUUGUUAAUAGGGCUGUGCCACAAAGAGCUUGCCAUGUAGACUGGGACCAGAAUUGGCCAUUUGGUGUGAGAUUUGGAGCUUCCCAGAGACAAGAUCAUCACGUGAUCUGGUGCUUUUUAUAGACAUGUGCCUACAUAACUAUGUCUUACUAACCUCAAAAUCUACAGAGGAAGCUCAAACCCAGUGCUGGUAGAAUAGUUGUGCUAUCAGAACUUCCCAUGACUUCUGCCAUUUCAUACGUGGUCUGUUAGAACCUCAUGAGCUUGACUUCGUGGCAGUGAGAAGUCAGUGUUUGUUGUCAGGAGAAGACAGGCUGUAUGCCCAUGUUAGGCUGUGAUCCACCCAGUUGUCUUGUGCACGGCCAUAUCAACGUGCCUUACUGCACUUAGCACAGAUACCCCGACUUCCAAAGGAUCAGUGUCCGUGCCACAACACACGACCAGGCAUAGGGGCUUUGUUUACCACAAUGCUAUAUAUAUUUUUCUUUGGCUAUAUGUGUAGCGUUUGGUGGUUUAGUUAAAAGGGACCCAUUCCAGUGAGGUUGGAAGCACAAUCAUAAGAACGGUGGGGUGACAAGCUCCUGAUUGUCCUAGAAUAUAUUGAAACCUGUCACGGUGAGACAUGGCAGCAGAUAUUUCUGAACUGGUGCUAUUCCACAUAAGAGGCCAUAAUCCUUCUAUCAAUCAUGUGUAGUAUCUAAAGACUACCACCUACCUUGGUAAGACCCGUUAUAUAUGACCUAGGUAGACUCCUCAAGUUGCCUUAUUGCCAACACAAUAGUUUGAAACACUAGCGGCACCUUAACGCAUCAAUUGCUCCCAGAUAUACUGUUGUCUUGGUGGACAGCUAAGUCUAAGCACUUGCUACCAUUUUACCAGUAAUCUAGUUAUUUGGAUUGUGAGCCUAUAAGAUUCAAACCGAAGUCUUGCUUGCCAUGCAUACAGCAUAUCCCAUAACUAUGCAAUAGGGGUAGCAGGUUUCAGGACUUCCAGCUCCGACUAGCGUUGGACCCUGAGAAGGGCUGGAAAUAACUCAGACUUUAAUAAAUGUUCUCCGCUCAAACCUCUCUGAUUCCUGGAGUCCUAGCAAUGACCCCCUUGCCUGAUCGCAUACAGCUGCUCCUUCAUAUCCAGUUCCUUGGCCCCCAUAACAUGUUCAGGAGCAACCUUGGUGCUAGUAUUUGAGGCUUAGCCGGCCUUUUACUCUCAGAGUUACUGUAAUAGUGGGGUUGCGACCCCAUCGUGUGCUAAACCCAACAGGGGUUCUUCCAAAUGGGCAGCUCAGACCACAACAGUCCUAGCGCACCUCUGGUAUCCAACAGGAGCAACAGCGAUGUUUUUACUCAUCCCAAAACAAACAAUGGAGGCUGCACUUUUAUACAACUAUGUAUACACAAGAUUGUCUGGUAUCUACAGACCCCUAUUAUCCCGGGGGGUCCGCUAGUUCACAAUUCACAAUGUUCUGUGCUUAAAUAAGCAAAACCGUUUUUUUUUACAAUGAUUUCUGGUUUUAGAUGGUCAGGGAGUGAGAGGUGGUCAUGUACAUUCUAUUCCAGAUUUGGGGUGACCAUGACGCUCUCCCCUGAUAUUUUAUAGCAUAUUACAGUUUGUCACAAUGCGGUAUCAUUAUAACCGUAUCUAUCGGUAAUCUUAAUUCUAAUAAUUUGUUUUGUGUUGUUAAGGAGUAGUUGAUGGCCUCGGUUUACUUCUUUAUAAAUGAUGUGAACUUUUUUAUUUUCACUGUCCAAGUACUUGAUGAUGCUGGCGCUGUGAUGCUGAUUGAAUACAAACUGCUAUCUUCCAUGGCUAAUCUAAGCGGUCUCUGAUUCAGCUGAAUCCGUAAUACCAACAGCGAAAUCUGUUCUCUUCAUCUUUGGUUUUCCCACUGGUUUUAACAUGUUGGCUGUUUAGCAAAGUCCAAACCCUGCAGAACUGUACUGUAAUAACAUAGUAAAGGUUAGAUUUACCCCAAUUAUUUCAUACUAUUCUGUGCGAUUUCUAUCCACGGAUCGAAGCUAAUCUUUCUCUGCAAACGGGGAAGUAGGAAAUCAGAAUGGGUCCCAAAAUAUCUUUCUUUAGACUUUCAUUUUGGGGGGGGGGGGGGGGGCAGAUGAGCAAACGCUGUGGGUGAAAAAUGAAAAGGGAAUUUGAUCUUUGAUAAAUCUGGUGCAAUUAUUUUUCACGGUUGAGUGUUAAUAAAUGCAGAUCUCAUUGUUCUUUAAGCUGUCCCAAUGGUGGUUUAUUUACCAGUGAGUUAUGGUGAUUUGAAACAUUGAGGACACAAUAGAGAAGUAGUCUUGGAGCACAUUUUGCAGCUAUUUUGUCAGUUCAUCGUAACUUACUGAGUAAAGUCCUCGGUGUAGCUAUUAUAGAAUAACUCCAAGCAUUUAAAAGGUUAAUAUUAAAGAUACAAAAACCAAGGCUUUGGUAGUGCUAAGAAUGUUGAUUGAUCUAUCGAUAGCAGGAGAUGCAAUUGAUAUAGAAACCUAUGCUUAGCAUUAUGUGUACCGGUCCGUUUUCUGUGUUAAGAAUUCAUUAUUUUUUAAUUAAACAUCUCGACUUCUCUAGUAA